This is a messenger RNA of Suillus fuscotomentosus, 261 nucleotides long. RefSeq lists its product as uncharacterized. Bases 1 to 261 code for a protein of 86 amino acids. Lineage: Eukaryota; Fungi; Basidiomycota; Agaricomycetes; Boletales; Suillaceae. The transcript has 2 exons. The record is from RefSeq and is a predicted model, not a curated record.
AUGUUCUCUGAAGCAGAGUCAAAUGCUGCCUUUGAGGUGGCACUCGACAAAAUGCAAGGCAUGAUCUCUGAAGCUUUGAAGAUGGAAGAUCUGGACCCAAGGCUGCGCAAGCUUGGAGUUGCAUUGGCCAUUGAACUUUCCUCUGCAAUGGGUGCCCAUGGCCGAUCGGCAAUAUUGAUCCCGCUGAUGGUGUUGUCCAUCGCAGCAGAGGUCAGGGAUGCCACCAACAAGACCGACUUCUUGAGGCCAAUUAACUGGUGA